Molecule: messenger RNA, 8931 nt
Organism: Peromyscus californicus insignis
Lineage: Eukaryota; Metazoa; Chordata; Mammalia; Rodentia; Cricetidae
Gene: Kif9
Product: kinesin family member 9
Exons: 22
Coding region: 510-2924 (804 amino acids)
Biological process (GO): microtubule-based movement
Cellular component (GO): microtubule; kinesin complex
Molecular function (GO): microtubule motor activity; microtubule binding; ATP binding
Source: RefSeq, a predicted model, not a curated record
UUCCCCCCCACCCCGCAACCUAUACUCCAGUUUCGCAUAUACAGCUGCUCCAAGCCAUUCAGGUUAAUUGACUCCAUUUCCGUCUUCUUUGUUCAGCCCUGACUUUACCUGUGUCUUCAGCGGAGGAACGUGAAUUUCAAUUCCGCCACCACCUUACACUACUUCCGGAGUCCCUGGAAGCUUCCCGUUGCCAUGGCGACUGUGUACACAGCCAGUCGGCUGGCUGUCCAGAUUGCAAACAGAGCUCCCUCAAGUCGCUGCAGCUAUAGCGGUCACUCAACCCGAGUGCCGCUUCCUUGCGAGUAGUGACUGAAGAUGGACCCACCUAUGGAGACUCAGUCACCUUCUGACUUCCAGCCAUGAGUAUCACCACCAACCACCACUUCUUGAGCACCUGCUGUGUGCUGGGCGCUGUUUUGGACUUUGUGGGGGGAAUCACAAGAGAUAAAAGGCACAGUCCUUGUCCUCAAGCAGCUUGUAAUUUGAUUUGGGAACUGAAGCCCACAUAAAUGAAGCGGCAUAAGAACGGUAACAAGCAGUAUUUCACCAGGAUGGGUACUAGGAAGAAGGUUCAGGCGUUUGUCCGUGUCAAGCCUACCGAUGACUUUGCUCAUGAAAUGAUCACGUAUGGAGGGGACAACAAAAGCAUUGACAUUCACUUGAAAAAAGACACUCGGAGAGGAGCUGUCAAUAACCAGCAGACAGACUGGUCAUUCAAGCUGGAUGGAGUUCUUCAUGACGCCUCCCAGGACUUGGUUUAUGAGACAGUCGCCAAGGAUGCAGUUUCUCAAGCCCUUGAUGGAUACAAUGGUACCAUUAUGUGUUAUGGGCAGACGGGAGCUGGCAAGACAUACACCAUGACGGGGGCCACUGAGAAUUACAAGCACCGGGGUAUUCUCCCUCGUGCCCUGCAGCAGGUUUUUAGGAUGAUUGAGGAGCGCCCCACACAUGCCAUCACUGUACGUGUUUCCUACCUGGAGAUCUAUAAUGAGAACCUGUUUGAUCUCCUGUCCACUCUGCCCUAUGUGGGACCCUCAGUCACACCAAUGACCAUCGUGGAAAACCCUCAAGGGGUCUUCAUUAAGGGAUUGUCGGUCCAUCUCACAAGUCAAGAGGAGGAUGCAUUCAGCCUCCUCUUUGAGGGAGAGACCAACAGGAUCAUAGCCUCCCACACAAUGAACAAAAAUUCAUCCAGGUCACACUGCAUUUUCACCAUCUACAUGGAGGCCCACUCUCGGACCUUAUCAGAUGAAAAGUAUAUCACUUCCAAAAUCAACUUGGUAGAUCUGGCUGGCUCAGAGAGGCUCGGGAAGACAGGGUCGGAAGGUAGAGUCCUAAAGGAAGCCACCUACAUCAACAAGUCGCUGUCAUUCCUGGAGCAGGCCAUCAUUGCCCUUGGGGACCAGAAACGGGACCACAUCCCCUUCCGGCAGUGCAAGCUCACCCAUGCCCUGAAAGACUCCUUAGGGGGAAACUGCAAUAUGGUCCUUGUGACAAACAUCUAUGGAGAAGCAGCCCAGUUAGAAGAAACGCUGUCUUCACUGAAGUUUGCCAGCAGGAUGAAGUUGGUCACUACUGAGCCUGCCAUCAACGAAAAGUAUGAUGCUGAGAGAAUGGUCAAGAACUUGGAGAAGGAACUGGCAUUGCUUAAGCAGGAACUGGCCAUCCAUGAUAGCCUGUCCAACCGCACUCUCGUGAAUUAUGACCCCAUGGAUGAGAUCCAGAUUGCUGAAAUCAACUCCCAAGUGCGGAGGUACCUGGAGGGGACACUGGACGAGAUCGAUAUAAUCAAUCUAAGACAGAUCCAGGAGGUGUUCAACCAGUUUAGGGUGGUUCUGAGCCAACAGGAACAGGAAGUGGAGUCUGCCUUGCGCAGGAAGUACACUCUCAUAGACAAGAAUGACUUUGCAACUAUUUCUGCUGUCCAGAAGGCAGGGCUUAUGGAUGCUGAAGGUCACCUAGUAGGUGAACCUGAUGGACAAAGCUUUGGACUUGGGGUUGCUCCUUUUUCUAUCAAACCUGGAAAGAAACUCAGGUCCAAGAAGACACUGAAAGAUCAGUUCAGCUCCUCAGCAAGAAAGGAGGGUGCCAGCAGCCCUGUGAGUGGCAAGGACUUGGAUGUGGUUUCCAUCUCCAAGACUCAGCUGAUCCCAUCUUCCAGAGAUGGGGAUGUCAAAGACAUGCUUUCACGAGACAGGGAAACGUCCAGCAUUGAGCCCCUUCCCUCGGACUCUUCAAAGGAAGACUCACGCCCGCUCAGACCCAGCACCCCACCCUCGAAGCCUGUGGCCUUUGAAGAGUUUAAGAAUGAACGAGGUAGUGAGAUCAACCGCAUCUUCAAAGAAAACAAAUCCAUCUUGAAUGAACGAAGGAAAAGGGCCAGCGAGACCACCCAGCGCAUCAAUGCCAUCAAGCGGGAGAUCGAUGUGACCAAAGACUCACUGAAUUUCCAGAAGUCACUACGGGAGAAGCAAGGUGAGUAUGAGAACAAAGGCCUGAUGAUCAUCGAUGAGGAGGAAUUCCUACUGAUUCUGAAGCUUAAAGACCUGAAGAAGCAAUACCGAAAUGAGUACCAAGAACUGAGAGACCUCAGAGCUGAGAUCCAGUACUGCCAACGCCUGGUGGAUCAGUGUCGCCAUCGCCUGCUCAUGGAAUUUGACAUCUGGUACAAUGAGUCCUUCGUUAUCCCAGAGGAUGUUCAGGUAGCACUGAAGCUGGGCAGCAGUAUCCGGCCAGGCAUGGUGCCUGUCAACAGGAUUGUGUCCCUGGGAGAAGAUGACCAGGACAGGUUCAGCCAGCUGCAGCAGACUGUACUGCCUGAGGGUCCUGAUUCCAUCUCCUUCUACAAUGCCAAAGUCAAGACAGAACAAAAGCACAGUUAUAUGAAAACCAUGGUGGGCAUCCAACAGUCACACAGAAAAUAGUCUCCUCAAUAGCUUGAAGACCAGCAACUCUAAUAUGUCCUAAGGAAGCUGCUAAACCACGUGCUCAGAGCUCCAGCCACUCACUCUGCUGCAAGCUGGGACCAAACCCAGAGAACAUACAAUUGCCUGCCUGCCUGCCUACCUGCCUGCCUGCCUGCCUGCUAGGAUGAACAUCCUCCAAAGGACACCCUUGCUUGUCUCCACAGAAUACUUUCGGUUUUAAUUUGCGACCAAAUGUAAAAUCAAGAUAAAAUUACUUUCUAGUUUGGACUUUAAGUAUUAUUCCAAAAACUUGUAUUUCCUGUCUGAAAGGACAUCUUCAUUAUGUACAGGUUGUGGCUAAAACUUAGUCCUAGUGUUUGCCUAGCAAGCAUUACACCUGAGAUUCGGUCCCUAGCAACUCUCUCUCUCUCUCUCUCUCUCUCUCUCUCUCUCUCUCUCUCUCUCUUUCUCACACACACACACACACACACACACACACACCCCAGACACAUACAUGGGAUGGGAGGAGGACUGGGAGUGUAGCUCAGUAGUAUAAUACUUGCCUAGCAUUCAUGAAACUCUUCCAACACCACCAAAAAGAAAAAGAAUGGCUAAUAUUGUAGCUAGGCAUGGCAGGACAGGCCUGUAGUCCCAGCACUUGGGUUGCGGUGACAGGAGGAUCAGUAGUUCAGAGUCAUCUUCAGCUACAUAUCUAGUUCAAGGUCAGUUUGGACUAUAUGAACCCCCCUCAAACAAACAAAAACUAAAAGCCACUUGAGCCUUAGUUGGAAAUCAAAGCAGUAAUCUAGGCUCCUGGCAACCUCUUCCCUCUCUUCAGUGGUCAUCCUGAGAUGAGCUUGGUGUGAAAAUACUUAAAUUCUCUCAACCCAUCCUUUUCCCUUGGCAACCAGGAGAGGAUCAGGUAACAGUUAAGUGACCUACAAAAGGGAGAGGCAGAACUGGGUUCCUGUGCCCAGGAUUGCCUGACCUUAGAUCCUACACCUUUCCAGCCAAGCACACGUGGAAUAGGUGUUGCAGCUUCUCUGACUUGCCUCCUUCCUUCUCUUUCUCGGUGUGUGACUACAGAUAAGAACAAGUGAAGGUGACUAGGUCACCCUGGACAGGAACAGGGAUCACCCCAGCAGGGUUGAGCAGGGAAGAGGAAACUACUCCUAAGUCAAGUCCUCAGGCUCUGGGGCUUGUGUCCUUGGGGAUGGUACCAUAGGGAAAGAGCUCCUGUUUCGCUCAGGACAAACACAGGCCCUCUGGGGGCUUCCCAGCUGACCAGUGCACCUUGGGGCUGAGAAACACAGUCUCUGCUGAGUGAGAUGUUUUUGGAACUUCCAUGCAAUCUUUCUUCCUGAUAUUGUGGGCCAAGGCUUUGACCUUGAACAUGGUAGGACAGCAGUCCUCCAUCUGAUAUCCUUGAAUGCCCAGGAUGAUAGAGCCUACAGUGGAAUUCUGUGGAAGCCCUGUCAAGGGAAGCAGUGAGAGAAAAUAUUCCAGAUCACACCUCAGAGGUAACUUCAGGCCCUGGGAUACGAGGACGGCAUGAGCUGUGACAGAGGACAUGGCUAAGUGAGGAAGAGUGCUUGCUCUUGCAAGCAUGAGGACCCAAGUUUGAAUUCCCUAUAUAUGCAUAAAAAGCAUGGCUGCACGCAUGUCAAUCUCAGCACUGGGGGCAGAGCCAAGAGGAUCCUGAGAGUUUGCUGGCCACCCAACAUAUCCUAAACAGUGGCCUUCCUGUUCGUGAGAGACAAUCAUUAUCUGGGGGAAGGAUUAGGUAGAGAGGUAGGAAAGAAGUGGGUAGGAAGUAGCCUCCCACUCAAUUCCAGUUCAACGCUAGACUCACAUAGAAUGACCUUUUGUCUUCCCAGAGCCUUAGUCAGGUUCCCGUUUGGGUCAGAACUCUGGCCUGGGUGCAUAGGAAAAAUAUGCCAUUUGGGAAGAAAGUACCACCCAGUGAUGUCUUAGAACACAUUUAAUUACUUGACACAUGUGUUGCAUCAGUCAGUAUAUAUUCAUUUGUAUAUUAGUCGAUAUAUUAGCUCAAAGUCUUUAUAUUGGCUGUGGCUAUAGUUCAGUGGUAGGGGCUGCUUAGUGUUCUAGUUUCACUCUGUUGCUGUGAUAAAACAUUUGGACCAGAAGCAACCUAGGGGAGGAAAUGGCUUAUACUUCCAGGACACAAUCCAUCAUGUAGGAAAAUCAGAGCAGAAAUUAUGCUAGCUUCCUUAUAUAGCCCCAGACCAGCCACCUAGGUAUGUGCUGCCCACAGUGGGCGAGGAGGCCAUCCUCCAUUUAUAAGAUAAUUCCCCACAGACCAAUCUCAGCUAGUCAAUUCCUCAACUGAGGCUUUUCCUCUCGGGUGACUCUAGGCUAAGUCAAGUUGACAAAGCUAACUAGGACACCGAGCACAUACGAGGCACUGGGUUCAAUUUGCAGCACUGGGAGGGAAAACAGUUUUGGAGAACGUGCUCAGGAUCAACUGGUGCUGCCCUAUUCUAAAUGUUUUCCCAGCUCUUCACCAAACCCUAGGACAUACCUGUGUGGGAUGACGCUUUGGCUUUCUUUCCUUUUUCAUAAGACCCUAACUUUAGGGGCAACUAGUAGCCACCCUGAGGUCUGCUGGGAUGGAUGUGGUCUGGGCCAAUGGGAGAUGCUAGAAGCAAUUCUCAAGUUUUUUAUGGUACUCAGCACUCUAGGAGUGGGAACAGGGUUCAUGUUGGGGAUUGGGGACUCCCCACCCCCACCCCCGAGCUGAGGACCGAACCCAGGGCCUUGUGCUUGCUAGGCAAGUACUCUACCACGGACUUAAAUCCCCAACCCCGACUUUUUUCCUUUAAACACAUUGGAGGGCUUUUGGUUUAAAAGCAUGGGAUUACAGGGGAUGGUAGCUCAUGCCUUUAAUCCUAGCACUCAGGAAGCAGAAGCAGGUGUAUCUCUGAGUUUAAGGCCUGCCUGGUCUACAAAGUGAGACCCAGUCUUUUAAAAAAAGGAAAAGUAUCCAAUAAGCUAAAAAGUAUUUACUGCUUUGGUCAGGAAGCCAAUCACAGCAAAUAUGGAACCUGAGGUAGGAGGAUAGGGAAUUUUAAGGCAAGUCUGGGCUGAAAAGAAAAAAAAGAUAUCCAAAUCAGGGUCUAAUAUAGCACAGGCUGGCCCCAAUCUCUGUAGCUGAGGAUGACCUUGAUGCCCCUGCUCUCUACCAGGAUGUAUUCCAAGGCUGCAUUUUCUUUGAAUUUAAACUGUGUGUGGUGGUACAUACUUGUAAUCCUAGUACUUGGAGGCUGAGGCCAACCUGAGAUGUGCACAGCAAACCAGACACCAGAGAAUCCUGAAUACUGUCUCAAAGAUGCUGCCUGAAAAGUUUGAAUCAAAGAGCCAUGGGCCUUACAAUUUCCACUGACCCCCAUGGUUUGACAUGCUUUUACUCCACUGGGUUCUAACCCGACUAAUGUUACCAUCACCCUGGCAAGUACUGCUCUUCUGUCCCCUGCUAAAGAACUGCUUACUUUGUUUUUAAGGAAACUGGCACACCUCAUUUUAGGUUCCUCUCAACUUAUAGUUUCCACCUAAAAUAGCCUAUUCUAAUGCCAAUGUGGCUGCCAAUGGCUUGUGUGGCAUUUAAGGCAAAGCAUUCCAAAUCUAUUCAAAAUUUAAGAGUUGGGCGUGGUGGCACAGAGAGGCUGAGGCAGGGGGACUUUAAGCUCAAGGCAAACCUGGGAUACAUAUUGAAUCUGUCUUAAAAAAAAAAAGCCUUAGAGAUACCUUACUGUUUAAUGAGAGGCAUUGUACAAACAGGUUCACAAUAUUAUCUGUGUGGUAGAUACACUCCUAUUGUAUACACAAGGCAGUAGAAACCAGAGAAAUAGCCAUGCUCAGUGUCAUAUGGCUAGAAAUUACCUGGUAUUGGUUUCAUAGUGCCAGAAGUUAUUCAUUGGACUGUAAUAACCUAAAAUGUGUUGACAUCUGUUAAAGUUUAGGGUUUCAUGGACUGGGGAUGUUUCUCAGUUGGUGGAGUGUUAGUCUAGUAUUCAGCAAGCCUGGAGUUCAAUCCCAAGCACCAUAUAAACUGGUUGUGGUGAUUCAUGCCUGUAAUCUCAGCACUGAGUGGUAGAUGCAGAAGAAUGAGAAAUUCAAGUCAUCAUUGGCUACACACAGAGGUCAAGGCCAGCUGGGAUGCACAAAACCCUGUCUCAAAAAAAAAACAUACAAAGAAGUCAAGAAAAAGAGGAAGCUCAGGGUUUCACAAGCACCUCCUUUCCUCUUUGAUCAGUGAAUCUGUUCACAUUUAAACUUUCCUCUGCAGCAGCAGGUGUGCGGUCUGGCACCAGGGAUCCCAUCAUCAGGGAGGCUGGGGCAGAAGGAUUCUGAGUUUAAGGUGAGCCUAGGGUACGCAGCAAGUUCCAGUGCCACAAGUGAAAACUCAAGAACCAAAGCAAAACAAAAUGGCUGUGGGAGAUUGAAACCUAGAGAGUUUGGUGGACCUUGAACCUCCAUGAUAUGCCUAAAGUUACCAGGAAAAAAAAAUUAACCUCUACAUGAAAUGAUAGAAAGAAAAUAGAUACUGCUAGUCUACAUACAAGUUAAAAAAAAAAACAUUUUAGGAGCCUGUGAGAUGACUCAGUCAAUAAAAACACUUGCUGCCUAGACUUAUGAGUAAGUUACAUCCCUGGGACCCACACCGUGGGAGGAGAGAAUGGACUCGCUAACCUUGUCCUCUGGUCUCCACACAUGUGCAUGUGUGUGCCUCAACACACACCAUACAUACACAAUUUUAAAAAUACAUUUUAAAAGCUAGAAUCCCAGCACUCAAGAGGGUGUACAUUCAAGUGUUCAAGGAAAGUCUAAACUAUAGAAGACCCUGUCUAAACAACAUCAACAACAUGGCAAAGUUAGCCAGUGAAGGAUUUCUGUUAGAUCAUAUUUCAAUUUAUUGGUAAAUCCAAUUAAAAAAUUAGUGGCUAAAAUAUUCCACAAAGACUUGAACUCUCUAUUAACUGCCAGUUUCGUGAUAAGCAACUGCUAUACAUUCAGCGUCGUUUAGCUAAUAGUUUCCUGCGCAUUCCUGCUUCUCCUUCCAGAAACAAGAAGCUCGUAGUUUCACGUUAUCUAACUUUCUUUUUUUGUUUUUCUUUUUUGCAAGAAGGUAAUUAAUAACCUUUUCCCCAGGCACUGCCUCCGAGGCCUUAAGAACAAACAUAGCCUUUCAGACUUUGGGGGUGUGGGCAGAAUACUGCGGAGAAGAGGAAGGUAGGAGGUGGCGGGACACGGUGGUGGGGGCGGCGGGAGCAGACCAGGCGGGAGGCUGGCAGGAGGAGGGCGUAUCCGAGAAGCCCGGCCCGAGAAGCGUCCCCAGCUUAGCUUGGCUUCGGUUCGCGUUGAGAGCGGGAUGAAGAGGCAAGGGAGAAGAAAUACAGGGGCGAGAGCGGCAGCUGCGCUACCUCGCAGCCUGGAGGCCGGGCUCUCCGAGGGCUCCCGGGCUUCGGGUGGUGGAGGGCUCCGAGGGCCUCGGCCGGCUUCCCCGACGUCGGCCCUGCAGCUCCGGGACCCGCCUACAACACUCAGCCCUGGGCCUUAUUGUUCCGGGAAGCCGCAGGCUAGGCCCGGCCCGGCCCGCGGGUUGCACCCGCCCCUGCCAGGGUCGGCGGGCUGGGGCUGGCGCGCCGACUGGCGGCCGGUGGGCUGCCUGUGCGUGUCUCUUUAAGGGGCUGGGCCUGCGAGGCUGCAGGGCGGGCGGGGUGCGCGGUGCUCCCGGAGUGUGUGAGGGAGAGAGCGGCGGGCGGUUGCCGGAGGGAGGGAGGGAGUGAGCGGGCGAGCCAGCCAGCCAGCGACGCGGGCCGCCCCUGCCGCCGCCGCGAUCGGACCAGCGGCCUCCUCCCCUCCGGUCCCCUCCCCCGCCUCGGCCUGCCGCGGGGAGGGGGCUAGCGUCGCCGCCUCCAGCUGCUCCUCAUGAAGCAGCUGCCGUCGCAGCCGCCACCGAAGAUGGGGGAUUUCUACGAUCCCGAGCACCCGACCCCUGAGUAAG